Molecule: messenger RNA, 489 nt
Organism: Purpureocillium takamizusanense
Lineage: Eukaryota; Fungi; Ascomycota; Sordariomycetes; Hypocreales; Ophiocordycipitaceae
Exons: 1
Coding region: 1-489 (162 amino acids)
Cellular component (GO): cytoplasm
Source: RefSeq, a predicted model, not a curated record
AUGCCCUCGCUCGCAUGUGAGCGCCACAACGGCUCGCUUGUGUCUGCGCCUUCUCCGAUCGACGUUAUUCUUGCCCGCAAGGAGACCAGCAAACAAAUGGCAUCCUCCUCCGCCUCCUCUGGCGCUGCUGCCGCCGUGCGCUUCGUCGCCAGCGCCGGCAACAACAAGUCGAUCCCCCGCAUCGGCUCUCUGUACCUGCAGCUGCGCGUCAAGCCCGGGACCAGCAGGCAGCGCGAGGGCAUCUCGUCCGUCACCGGCGACCGCAUUGAGCUCUGCGUCGCCGCCCCGGCCCGAGAUGGCGCCGCCAACGAGGCCGUCGUGCGGCUGCUCGGCGACGCCAUCCGUCUGCCCAAGACGCGACUGCUCCUGGUCCAGGGGGCCAAAUGCAGGGACAAGACGGUUGUGGUGCGCGACGUCGCCGAAGACGGGGCCGGCGCGUAUGCGGCGACGGUGCUUGACUUGUUGCGAAAGGCAAGUCGAAACCCUUAG